CGUCCGCUCGCCGCCGGAAGCGGCGGUGUGUGGGGCGCAAGAUGGCGGCGGGGAUGUACCUGGAGCACUACCUGGACAGUAUUGAGAACCUGCCCUUUGAAUUACAGAGAAACUUCCAGCUCAUGCGGGAUCUGGAUCAGAGGACAGAAGACCUCAAGUCAGAGAUCGAUAAGUUGGCCACGGAGUAUAUCAGCAAUGCACGGACUUUGUCUUCAGAGGAAAAACUGGGGCUUCUCAAGCAGAUCCAGGAGGCCUAUGGGAAGUGCAAGGAAUUUGGGGACGACAAGGUUCAGCUGGCAAUGCAGACCUACGAGAUGGUGGACAAGCACAUCCGGCGGCUGGACACAGACCUCGCUCGCUUUGAAGCGGACCUGAAGGAGAAGCAGAUAGAGUCGAGUGACUAUGACAGUUCUUCCAGCAAGGGCAAGAAGAAGGGCCGAGCCCAGAAAGAGAAAAAAGCUGCCCGUGCUCGCUCCAAAGGGAAAAACUCUGAUGAGGAAGCACCAAAAACUGCCCAAAAGAAACUGAAGCUCGUCCGCACUAGCACAGAGUACGGGAUGCCUUCUGUCACCUUUGGGAAUGUGCACCCCUCGGAUGUACUGGAUAUGCCUGUGGACCCCAAUGAGCCCACCUACUGCCUCUGCCACCAGGUCUCCUAUGGGGAGAUGAUUGGCUGUGACAACCCAGAUUGUUCCAUUGAAUGGUUUCAUUUUGCCUGUGUGGGUCUGACAACAAAACCAAGAGGAAAAUGGUUCUGCCCUCGCUGUUCCCAGGAGAGGAAGAAGAAGUAAAUUCACAGGAGACCUCAGUACUGCUGCAGGAGCUCUCUUCCCCCUGCCAGGGCCUCGUCCAGUUCCCCCAGCCCUUGGGGCCUUGGCUGAAGGGAAGUCUUGCCCUGUUUGUGGUUUGGGCCGUCCCUGGAAUGGUGUGUACCCUGACGGUGCUUCCUGUGUGUUCUGUAUCCCUGGUUGCUUCUGAGUCCUUAAGGGAGGCCCUCUCUGUGUACUAUUCCAAACAGGUCUCUGAACCUCAAAGGGAAUGAAUGAGGGCACCAGGGUAGCCACCAGAUUCCCAGGGAUUCAGGUAGCCCCUGAUUUUCCUUGGCUUUCCUUCAGCCUCCUCAGAGUUCAUUGCCUGUUCUCUGCUUAGAGAACAAGGCUAUGGGAUGGGGGAAGGAAAGGAGGUAAGUUCAGCAUUUUAGGUCAUUCAUUUUCCUGGAUCUUUUUCAGGAGAGAGGGAGUAACCAGGCUACUUCUUAAUCUAGUGGGCUGGUUGAGAGACUGAAAACCUGAUGUGCUCCCUGUCUUUAACCAUUCCACUGCUGGCAUUGGGCAGCCUCUUUUGUUGGGGAGAGGAGGAGGCAGAGGGAUGUUUAGAGCUAGCUUUGUCUCUCUUAUUCCUGGGGUAAACCUGCUGGUCUGGGAAGCACUCUGUGUGAAGGAGGAAGAAUUUCUGACCACGUGGGGAGAAACAGCUUGGUCCAGUCUGUCUUCCGGCCUCAAAAUUCUGCCUUCCUCUUGUGUAAUGGUGCUUCUCCAUGGCAUUGAUGGUGGGAAGUUUGGGAUUCAGAUCCCACUUGUAUAAUACAGAAUGAAAUAAAAUUCAUUGAAACCAA
Molecule: messenger RNA, 1615 nt
Organism: Melozone crissalis (California towhee)
Lineage: Eukaryota; Metazoa; Chordata; Aves; Passeriformes; Passerellidae
Gene: ING4
Product: inhibitor of growth family member 4
Exons: 8
Coding region: 42-791 (249 amino acids)
Biological process (GO): positive regulation of apoptotic process; regulation of DNA-templated transcription
Cellular component (GO): nucleus
Source: RefSeq, a predicted model, not a curated record